Messenger RNA from Atta colombica, 4726 nucleotides. RefSeq names its product protein flightless-1 (gene fliI). Gene Ontology annotation, cellular component: nucleus; actin cytoskeleton; cytoplasm. The transcript has 22 exons. The record is from RefSeq and is a predicted model, not a curated record. Gene Ontology annotation, molecular function: phosphatidylinositol-4,5-bisphosphate binding; actin filament binding. The coding region runs from base 633 to 4358 and encodes 1241 amino acids. Gene Ontology annotation, biological process: myofibril assembly; actin polymerization or depolymerization; actin filament severing. NCBI's taxonomy places the organism in Eukaryota, Metazoa, Arthropoda, Insecta, Hymenoptera, Formicidae.
ACGCCGAUCGUCGCGCCGAAGCCGGACUCAAACCGGAGGCCAGAGGAUCGGUCCUCAUUCCCACGUCCCACGUCCCAUUGUCCCCCGACGCCGGUUUCGUGUCUACGGGAUUCACGUUCUCGUUCCCGACGAUCCCAAGCCACGAACUGGCCGUCGCGGAACGACGGGCAUGAUUGUGCCCUCGACGGAGUGAAACGCUGUUCGCUCCGGUUUGUUCCGGAUCGCGACACGGUUAAAGUCCGUCCCCCGCGGCACAUCCAACUGUCGUCAUCGUCAUCCGUGUCCCAGUAUUCUCAAUUAGUCCCAGUAGUCCCAGUCGUGAUGUGCGUCGUGCCGGCACCCGGGCACGCUCGAUCGAGACACUGCGACAGUUGAGACGCCAGAGCGAGUCCUGCAGAGUCCUGGGUCCUGGACGAUCCUGGUCGCGGACCGUGGUGACGCAUGGCGCGAUAAAGCGCGGCGAGGAGUGGUGACCAGCGGAGACACUGCUCUGCCUGACGAUCGGCAAAUUCGGAUGGACGCGGCGCGCCGACACUUAUGACUUAGCGGGACUCAUUUCUGGGACGUGAUUCUCGUGUUCCCGACACAAGUCCUCGUCGUCGUCGUCGUGCAGCAAUUAACCGGUAGGGGCGAUGGCGAAUACCGGGGUGCUGCCGUUCGUGCGAGGCGUGGACUUCAGCAGCAAUGAUUUUGGCGAUGGUAAAUUUCCUGAAUCUGUGCGUCUUAUGACUGGAAUACAAUGGCUGAAAUUAGACAAAACAAAUUUGACGGAGAUCCCAGAAGAGAUGGGCAAAUUGUUGAAACUGGAACAUCUAUCACUUGUCAAAAACAAAUUGGAACGUUUAUAUGGCGAAUUAACAGAAUUGGGUUGCCUCAGGACUUUGAACAUAAGGCAUAAUAAUAUCAAAUCCAGUGGUAUACCGGCAGAAUUGUUUCAUUUAGAGGAAUUGACAACUUUAGAUUUAAGUCACAACAAUUUGAAGGAGGUACCUGAAGGCCUAGAAAGAGCACGUUCUUUGCUCAAUCUUAAUUUAAGCCAUAAUCAUAUCGAAACGAUACCAAAUACAUUGUUCAUUCACUUGACAGAUUUAUUGUUUUUGGAUCUUAGUCACAAUAAACUGGAAACAGUACCACCACAGACUCGACGUUUGGCUAAUUUACAGACUUUAAAUCUGAAUCAUAAUCCCUUAGGUCAUUUCCAAUUAAGACAAUUGCCAUCAUUAAUGAAUUUAACGACGUUACAAAUGCGGGACACACAACGAACAUUGAAUAAUAUACCUUCUAGUCUAGAAACGUUAACUAAUUUGCAAGAGCUAGAUUUGUCACAAAAUAAUUUACCCCGAGUGCCUGAUGCGCUUUAUUCCUUGUCGAAUUUGCGCCGUUUAAAUUUGAGUGGCAAUCAUAUAAUAGAAUUAUCAACAGCGAUUGAAUUGUGGACGAGAUUGGAGAUUCUGAACGUAUCGCGAAACAAAUUAAGUGCAAUACCAGCUGCUUUGUGCAAGAUUUCCACAUUAAGAAGAUUGUAUUUAAAUGAUAAUGAAUUAGAUUUUGAGGGCAUACCUUCUGGAAUAGGAAAAUUAUCAUCUUUGCAGGUUUUCUCUGCUGCUAACAAUCAUUUAGAAAUGAUACCAGAAGGAUUAUGCAGAUGUGGCUCAUUAAAGCAAUUAAUAUUAACUUCAAACCGAUUGAUUACUGUACCGGAUGCCAUUCAUCUUCUCACCGAUCUAGAACAGCUAGAUUUGCGAGACAAUCCAAAUUUAGUGAUGCCACCAAAACCGACAGAAGUACAAAGAGGAUCGGGUAUUGAAUUUUACAACAUUGAUUUCUCGUUGCAGCAUCAGUUACGUCUCGCUGGUGCUAAUGUACCAGCUCCAAUUCAAGCUGCUAAUAGUAAAGAUCCAAUCGCGCGUAAAAUGAGAUUGAGAAGAAGAAGAGAUCAGGAGGAAGCUGAUCAAGAUCAAGCAAAAAUUCUUAAGGGUAUGAAGGACAUAGCAAAAGAGAAGAACAAGGAUAAAGAAUGUGAGGAAUCGAAAGCAGAAUCCCUGAAACCCAAGCGAUGGGAUGAAGCUUUAGAGAAACCACCGUUGGAUUAUUCCGAAUUUUUUGAUGAAGACGCAGGUCAAAUACCUGGUUUAUCGGUCUGGGAAAUAGAGAACUUUCUGCCGAAUGAGAUCGAGGAGGUAGCACACGGUAAAUUUUAUGAAGGCGAUUGUUACAUCAUUCUGAAAACCGGAAUAGACGAAGGUGGAUCGUUAACCUGGGCAAUCUAUUUUUGGAUCGGAGAAAAGGCCACAUUAGAUAAAAGAGCAUGUGCAGCAAUUCACGCCGUAAAUCUGAGAAACUACUUAGGCGCUCAAUGUCGAACAAUUAGGGAAGAACAAGGAGAUGAAUCGGAUGAAUUUCUGAUGCUGUUUGAUUCGGGUAUCACUUAUAUCGAAGGCGGUCGCACAUCGUCUGGUUUUUAUACAGUGGAAGAUACACCAGCGAUUACUCGUUUAUAUAGAGUACACGCAGCAGGAGCUUCUAUACAUUUAGAACCAGUUCCAGUUUGUAUCGAAUCUUUGGAUCCCGGUUAUGUAUUUGUUCUUGAUACGGGAAAUAAGAUAUUCAUGUGGUACGGGAAGAAAGCGAAGAGCACAUUAAAAUCAAAGGCACGAUUGAUGGCAGAGAAAAUUAAUAAGAACGAACGGAAAAAUAAAGCUGAAAUUUUAACGGACGUCAUGGGUGUCGAAUCCGAAGAAUUCUUGUUGCAUUUAGGAAUGGAAGAGUACGAACAACAAAAUCUGCAAAUUGUUGAGCAUGUGGAUCCAAAUUUUGUGCCUCUCAUGCCUAGAUUAUAUCAAGUUCAACUUGGAAUGGGUUAUCUGGAACUUCCGCAGGUCGAAGUUCCUCACGGAAAGUUAACGAACACCUUGCUAAACAAUCGCAAUGUGUAUAUAUUAGAUUGCUAUUUAGAUGUGUAUGUUUGGUUUGGUAAAAAAUCGACGAGAUUAGUACGCGCCGCUGCUGUAAAACUAUCUCAAGAAUUAUUUAAUAUGAUAGAAAGGCCAGAAUACGCGAUGGUAACGAGAUUGCAAGAAGGCACUGAAUCACAAAUAUUCAAAUCUAAAUUUACCGGAUGGGACGAAGUAAUCGCUGUGGACUUUACUAGAACAGCUGAAUCGGUCGCUAAAACUGGAGCGGAUCUUACUAAAUGGGCUAAACAACAGGAAACAAAGGCGGAUUUGGCUGCUUUAUUUAUGCCGCGACAACCAUUAAUGUCGGCUGCCGAAGCGUAUCAACUCAUGGCGGAAUGGAACGAUGAUUUGGAAGGAAUGGAAGCAUUAGUGUUAGAAGGAAAAAAAUUUGUACGCCUACCGGAGGAAGAGUUAGGACAUUUUUACAGUGCAGAUUGUUAUGUUUUCUUAUGCCGAUAUUGGAUGCCACUGGAUAUAACUGAAAACGAAGACGGUGAGGAGCAAUACGAAGACGAUUAUCAGUGCACGGUGUAUUUCUGGCAAGGCAGAGACGCGGGAAACAUGGGAUGGCUGACAUUUACGUUUAGUCUGCAAAAGAAAUUUAAAUCACUAUUCGGGGAAAACCUGGAAGUUGUAAGGACACAUCAACAGCAAGAAAAUCUAAAGUUCAUGAGUUACUUCAAACGAAAGUUCAUCAUUCAUCAAGGCAAACGUAAACAGCCGAAAGCUGCAGGUAGUAACAAAGUAGAGUUCUAUCAUCUACGAAGUAACGGCAGUGCCUUAUGUACUCGGCUCAUUCAAAUACCGGCGGAUUCGACGUUAUUAAAUCCUGCUUUCUGUUAUCUUUUAAAUGUGCCAUUUAACAAUUCUGAUGAAGGAACUGGUAUUGUGUACGCGUGGAUUGGAUCAAGGGCUGAUCCCGAAGACGCUCGUCUAAUCGGAGAAAUAGCAGAGGAAAUGUUCAACAAUCCAUGGAUAAGUCUGCAAGUAUUAAACGAAGGCGAGGAACCAGAUAAUUUCUUCUGGGUGGCGCUUGGAGGAAAGAAACCUUACGAUACUAAUGCAGAGUUUAUGAAUUACACAAGAUUAUUUAGAUGUUCCAACGAGAAGGGGUACUUUACAAUUAGCGAGAAGUGCACCGAUUUUUGUCAAGACGAUUUGGCAGAUGAUGAUAUAAUGAUACUCGAUAAUGGAGAACAGGUAUUUCUUUGGUUGGGUACUCGCUGUUCAGAAGUUGAAAUCAAACUGGCCUAUAAAUCAGCUCAGGUAUACAUUCAACAUUUGCGCGUAAAGCAACCUGACAAACCCCGUAAGUUAUUUUUAACUGCCAAAGGUAAAGAAUCUAGAAGAUUUACGAAAUGCUUUCAUGGCUGGGGUUUACACAAGAGGCCACCGCAGUAAAAUCAAGUCAGUGUUCAUUACGCUUACCGUUUGGAAUUAGUUUUAUAUGCAGGCAGGGUAUGACACAAACGCAACAUUUUUAUGUAGAUUUCUAAUGUGUCGCAAUCUUCGUUCUUAUUCGUGUUUCAUAUGCCGGCUAAACGGAGGUUCAUUGCAAUAAUCUGUGUGUCCUCGAUGCAAACGAUCAAUCUAGAUCAGGAAAUAAAAUAAUUGUUCACUAAAUAACAACGAAUCUAACUUUUAAAUAACUUCAUAUUUCCACGUUUGCUUGUUUGCUUUCGACUUACUGGAUAAUUCUUCACUUGUUUUCUUGAAUACUAUGCGUCUGCUUGAUAUAUGUAAUUUAAUUCAGAUUUCUAUUUAUUAGC